This is a messenger RNA of Mesocricetus auratus (golden hamster), 3289 nucleotides long. RefSeq names its product cytohesin 1 (gene Cyth1). The record is from RefSeq and is a predicted model, not a curated record. Gene Ontology annotation, biological process: regulation of ARF protein signal transduction. Gene Ontology annotation, molecular function: guanyl-nucleotide exchange factor activity. The coding region runs from base 534 to 1553 and encodes 339 amino acids. The transcript has 13 exons. Lineage: Eukaryota; Metazoa; Chordata; Mammalia; Rodentia; Cricetidae.
GAGCCUGCUGGGAGAGGAGCCGCGCACGGGUGUCAGCUGCUGCUGCAGCUCCGUGCCACCGUCCCCAUCCCCGGGGCUGCGCCAGCCUUCUCCACUAGGCUCUCCCCGCUCGCUCCCGCCCGCUGUUUGGCCAUUCGGCUUUUGUCUCCUCUGGACGCCUCCUCCCCUGCCUUGUGUGCUGGCACACAAAUGCUGUCCUUGCUCCAGCUCUCCCUGUACCCAGAGCUGGGAGAGCUCCGGGGAGCCUGGGCCUGCAGGAUUGCUGUGCAGAUCCACCAUGGCCUCUGACACGAAGAACUGUGGACCAGCUGAGGCUUUGACGUUGCUGCCCAGGGCUUGACAGGACACUGGGGCCACGGAAGAGGGGACACGCUGCCGUUCCCAGUGACCUGACUGCAGAAGAGCGACAAGAACUGGAGAACAUCCGGCGGAGGAAGCAGGAGCUGCUGGCGGACAUUCAGAGGCUGAAGGACGAGAUAGCAGAAGUCGCUAAUGAAAUUGAAAGCCUGGGAUCCACAGAGGAAAGGAAAAACAUGCAGAGGAACAAACAGGUAGCCAUGGGCAGGAAGAAAUUCAACAUGGACCCUAAAAAGGGGAUCCAGUUCUUGAUAGAGAACGACCUGCUCAAGAACACUUGUGAAGACAUUGCCCAGUUCUUAUACAAAGGGGAGGGGCUCAACAAGACAGCCAUUGGGGACUACCUUGGGGAGAGAGAUGAGUUCAGCAUCCAGGUCCUGCAUGCCUUUGUAGAGCUGCACGAGUUCACCGACCUGAACCUCGUCCAGGCCUUGAGGCAGUUCCUGUGGAGUUUCCGGCUGCCUGGAGAGGCCCAGAAGAUCGACCGGAUGAUGGAGGCCUUUGCUCAGCGGUACUGCCAGUGCAAUAACGGGGUGUUCCAGUCCACAGACACUUGCUACGUCCUCUCCUUUGCCAUCAUAAUGCUGAAUACCAGCCUGCACAACCCCAACGUCAAGGACAAGCCUACGGUGGAGAGGUUCAUCGCCAUGAACCGAGGCAUCAACGAUGGUGGAGACCUGCCCGAGGAGCUGCUCCGGAAUCUCUACGAAAGCAUAAAAAACGAGCCCUUUAAAAUCCCAGAAGAUGAUGGGAACGACCUCACUCACACUUUCUUCAAUCCGGACCGAGAAGGCUGGCUGCUGAAACUCGGAGGUGGCAGGGUGAAGACCUGGAAGAGACGCUGGUUCAUUCUGACUGACAACUGCCUUUACUACUUUGAGUACACCACGGAUAAAGAGCCCCGUGGGAUCAUCCCCUUAGAAAAUCUGAGUAUCCGAGAAGUGGAAGACUCCAAAAAGCCGAACUGCUUCGAGCUUUACAUCCCUGACAACAAAGACCAGGUGAUUAAGGCCUGUAAGACCGAGGCCGACGGGCGAGUGGUGGAGGGAAACCACACGGUGUACCGCAUCUCCGCCCCCACCCCUGAGGAGAAGGACGAGUGGAUCAAGUGCAUCAAAGCUGCCAUCAGCAGAGACCCCUUCUACGAGAUGCUUGCAGCACGGAAAAAGAAGGUCUCCUCCACAAAGAGACACUGAGGGCGCGCCAGGGCACGGGCAGCCCAUGAGGCUGUGGCCCUUCCUCCCGCCUCCCCUGGAGGGGCGCUGUGAGCGCGCAGAGAGCAGAGGGCUCUUCUGCCAGCUCCUGCCGCUCCCAGAGACUGGCUUCAGCUUCUGCAAUCUUCUGAGUGGGAGAAGGGCGGACAGUGAUGGCCGGGGCCGGAGAUGCUGCUGCCACUCACGGCUCGGGAGCCGCUCUCGGCACCCUCCGCUGCUAGCGGCAGAGCAGGGCCGCAGCCACACGGCUCCGCUGAGCAGGGCCGAUGGCACCGCAGAGAGCUCUUUACCUCACAGUGUUCCUGCCCGGGGGCCUUCAGCUCUGCCCCACAAACGCCUGUGAGGAUGUACUCUUGUGUACUAAGGAGAGGGGGGAAGGAGAGAAGCCACGCACUAUAAAGAUUUAUUUUUGUUUUUGUAAAGCAAAAGUGAAAGUAGCACUGUACCCCUACCCUGCUGUGCCCUGCUCGGGAAGCUUCCCCUAGAAAGGGGCUCUGGGGCUGCAGGCACCCCAAGAGCUGCCGCCUCGUGACCUGUGUGGGCUGCUGGCAGGGCCGAGCAGACACAGGGAGGCCUCCAGGGCCCCAGCAGGCAGCAGGCAGGCAGCGUGGGCAGCCCCGCCCGGUGCCUAUGGGAUGGGUGAAGGUGGACAGCUAAGCUCCUUGCCCGGCCCUCGGCGCCCAGGCCCCACUGCGCUUUAAAGCGGAGAGUCCGUGUUUUCCUAAUAACCAAAACUGUGAGGAGGUCACCCCAUGGUGCCGGGUGGCCGACUGUUUCAUAGCUGGUCUUUCUUUGUCCUCCCCAAGAACUCCUCCACUCCUCGUUCUAGAGGAAGGAGUAGGUUUUACCUGAUCCCCUUGGCGCUUCAGCCUUUUCUGCCUCAGAACUAUCCCCAACUGGACUAUUGUGGUGCACUCUGUGGUAGCCUCCAGGAGCAGGGGCCUUGCUCAGCAGGGCGCAGAGCAGCCGAGGGAGGGUGAGGUGGUCUUGGUGUCCCCGCCCUCUGUGGCGGCCUGGUCUCCUGACUCAGCGUGAAGGGAGCCAUGAAGCCCAGCAUCUGCCGUUCUCUCAGGGACUCUCAAGGGCAGCUCCUGCUCCUUGGCCGGGGCCAGUCCAGGCAGAGCAGGUGGCAGGUGGUGUCUUGGCACACUCCCCCACGCGUCCAAGGCCUGGGUGGCAGAGUGCUGCCUCCAGGCGGGUGGAGGAGCCGUGGGCUCCCCGCUGCUGGCUGGGCUCCUCAGAAGGAGGUCAGCACCUCUGGAAACAGCUUUGCCGAGAAGGGUGAGUGUGAGGGCAGCACUCUGCCCCCGUCCUGUGGAUCCGGCCUCAAGUGGCUUCAGGUGCUCCAUGCCAGAGUGUGUGCAGGUGACAGUGACGGACGGAAGAGGGGUCCAGGCCGGAAACCUGAACCUCCUGGUAGAGAACCAGGCAGCGCUGGCCCAGGGUUCUCACAGGUGUGCCCUGGGCAGACCAGCGUCUGGCUCAGAGCCAGUCUAUUUAUCAGAGGUGUAAAUAAUCCAGUCUCCUCCUUUUAGAUUAUUUUGUAUUUGUUUUAAAAAGGAUUUGUCAAAAUACAAAGAAAUGGCUGAAAGUUGUUGACAGGGUUUUUUAAAAAUAUUAUUAUUGUUAUUAUUAUUCCAAUUGUUUUUUGUUUGUUUUUGCCUUGUAAACUAGCUCCAAGGAACUGCAGCAAAUAAACUCCAAAUCUGCCCAAACCA